Molecule: messenger RNA, 924 nt
Organism: Aspergillus saccharolyticus JOP 1030-1
Lineage: Eukaryota; Fungi; Ascomycota; Eurotiomycetes; Eurotiales; Aspergillaceae
Product: oxidoreductase, short chain dehydrogenase/reductase family
Exons: 4
Coding region: 110-844 (244 amino acids)
Source: RefSeq, a predicted model, not a curated record
AUGCGGAGAAGGAGUGAUAUAUCUGGACACUCAUCGCCAAAACCAAAUCCUGUUCCUUGAGCUCUUCUCUGGUGUAUCUCUUCUCAAUUGACUCAACCAGUCAUACAGAAUGGCCGCUACUAAACCCUUCGCCAUCGUUGCCGGUGUCGGCCCUGGAACGGGCGCCUCCAUCGCCCGCCGCUUUGCCAAAGCCUACUCCGUCGUCGUACUAGCCCGCAACCCUGCCAACUACGAAUCCGUCGUCGACGAGAUCAACUCCUCCGGCGGCCAGGCCACCGGCUUCAGCGCCGACCUCUCCGACCCGCAAGGUUUCCAGUCCACCUUCGAACAGAUCACCAAGCAGUACACAGGCUCCCCGCUGGCAGCAGCUGUCUUUAACUCCGGUGGCGGCUUGGUGCGUAAGCCGUUCCUCGAACUGACAGCCGAGGAGUUUUCGUCCGGGUUUGAGUCGCAGGGCAAAGGAGCCUUCAACUUCGCCAAAGCGACCCUCCCACUUCUCCUCCAAGCCACGAACCUCCAACACCCUCCGACCCUCAUCUUCACUGGCGCAACCGCCAGCAUCAAGGGCUCGGCCCAAUUCGCUUCGUUCGCGGCGGGCAAAUUCGCCCUGCGUGCGCUGGCGCAGUCGCUGGCGCGCGAGUUCGGGCCCCAGGGCGUGCACGUGUCGCAUGUGAUUGUCGAUGGGGUGAUUGAUAUCCCGCGCACGAAGGCGUGGACGUUUGAGCAUGAGGAUGCCAAGUUGGAUCCUGAGGCUAUUGCCGAGUCGUAUUGGCAUUUGCAUACGCAGCCACGGACGACUUUUGGGUUUGAGCUGGAUCUUAGGCCGUAUGUUGAGAAGUGGUAACUCAGGGGUAUGGGAAAUUGAGAAGCAAUGUAAAGAUGAUAAGAAGUUUAAAAUGCUAAAAAUCGUAAGGUUAUGCAAAC